Molecule: messenger RNA, 684 nt
Organism: Helianthus annuus (common sunflower)
Lineage: Eukaryota; Viridiplantae; Streptophyta; Magnoliopsida; Asterales; Asteraceae
Product: zinc finger CCCH domain-containing protein 66-like
Exons: 4
Coding region: 16-555 (179 amino acids)
Molecular function (GO): metal ion binding; mRNA binding
Source: RefSeq, a predicted model, not a curated record
CACAGUUUCAGAUUAAUGGCAAAUUCUUCAAAUGGUGACUUUGUAUUCAAUCCAAUGGAGAAAAAGGACUGCUCGUUUUUUGUUCAAUAUGGUACAUGUAGUUAUGGCCAGAAUUGCAAGUACAAUCAUCCCCCUCACGAUGAUUCUGCGGUUGUUAAGGAAGGAAUGACUAAAACUAUGUAUGCAGAUUACACUAGGAAAAUCCCAUGCAAGUUUUUCCGUUCUGGAUUUUGCAUGUAUGGAGCUAAGUGUGACUUUAAUCACUCAAUGCCAAAUCCUCCACUUCAAUACAACUCUGAUGAACUUCCUAUGCGAAUGGGUGUGCCACUAUGCUCUUUCUAUCUGCAUAAUCGUUGGUGUGGCUAUGGAGCAGGCUGCAAGUUUCAUCACCCGGAGUUAUACUUUGUCUCUCAAGAGUAUGGUUCUCAUGCUUCUGGUCAGGCUCAGGAGUAUGGUGAUGAGUUGUUAGGAUCGGAUGAUGGAAACUACUAUCCGCUAAGCGUUACCAACUCUCCACAACUGUUGUCAAAUUAUGCACAUGAUGGUAAUCAGUAAGAUAUGCUAGAUGUGAAAUCUUCUUUAGUUUUCUGGAGUUUGAAAAUGUUGAAGUUUGAUUUAAGGAUUGGAUGUUUGUUGAUUGACAUGUUUCUUUGUUUGAUUACAAAAUGCUCUUUUGCCCCCCAG